UUUCCUUCCUUAUUUACAUUCCGCGUAUACUAUUUCUGUAGUUUUUUAUAAUUUGCUUUUACUACUUUUUUCUUAGCUGACUUAGGUUGAAUUAAGCUGAUUUUGAUGUUUAGAAAUGGCUACAUAUGCAGUUAACCUAAAAGUUCCUGUUAGAACACUGACUGGUGCUUUGAAUCUUUUGAAUAAAACUGCUGUAGACUGGGGCUGGCAAGGACUUAUUGCACAUGGAUGUCAUUCAUUGGUUCUUGUGAUUGAUCCCAGCACUGCCCAGACUUUACAGGUUCUUGAAAGGCACAAAGCCAAUGUUGUCAAGGUUAAAUGGGCAAGGGAAAACUACCACCACAAUGCUGGCUCUCCAUAUUCCUUACGCUUGGCAUCUGCUGAUGUUACUGGGAAAAUUAUUGUAUGGGAUGUGGCCACUGGAAGUGCUCGUUGUGAAAUUCAGGAGCAUUCAAAACCAAUCCAAGAUAUGGCUUGGCUGUGGAACCAAGAUGCCUCACGAGAUUUGUUACUUGCAGUUCACCCACCAAACUACAUUGUUUUGUGGAAUGCAGAUACUGGCACCAAACUCUGGAAGAAAAGUUAUGCUGAAAAUAUUCUGUCCUUCUCAUUUGAUCCCUUUGAUCCUUCUAACCUAGUGUUGCUGACCAGUGAGGGCAUAGUGUUUAUCUCAGACUUCUCACCCUCUAAGGCCCCUGUUAACUCAGGGAAGAAAGUUUACAUAUCCAGUCCACAUUCUAGUCCAUCCCACAGUAAACCUGUGGCAGCAACAGGAGCAAAGAAAGCCCUCAACAAAGUGAAGAUUCUCAUCACUAAUGAAAAACCUAGUGCUGAAUCUGUAACACUAAAUGACUGUCUUCAGUUAUCCUAUUUACCACACAAAAGAAACCACAUGCUUCUGCUCUAUCCCAGAGAAAUACUGAUCCUUGAUCUGGAAGUAAAUCAGACAGUUGGAGUGGUGGCAAUUGAAAGAACAGGAGUACCCUUUGUACAGGUUAUUCCUUGUCAUCAGCGAGAUGCUUUGUAUUGUCUCCAUGAAAAUGGCUGUAUAACAUUUCGAGUACGCAGAUCAGGCAAUAGUACUGCUGUUGUACAAAGUGAUGACCAAGUAUCAGAUCCUGAUCAGUCAGUUCAGGAGUUGACAUAUGACUUGCGCUGCCAGUGUGAUGCCAUAAGAGUCACGAAAACUGUUCGCCCUUUUAGUAUGGCAUGUUGUCCUGUUAAUGAAAACUCAGUAGCCAUUGUGGUUAGUGAUGGCAGAGUAAUGAUAUGGGAACUGAAGUGUAAUGCUGUAGGACCAAAUGUGCAUAGCAGCAGCACAAAUGCCUCACCAUUGUACUCCCCAAUCUCUUUCUGUGGGAUUCCAGUAGGAUCAGUGCAGAAGAAAUUUCCAGAUCUUUCCCUGGAUAGUAUGAUAGGACAGAGUAUGAUCACAGGAGAAGAGCGACCAAAGGCGCCAUUUCAACAUGAAGUACAUUUGAAAUUCAUACUGACAGGGCUUCUUUCAGGCCUCCCACUACCUCCUUUUGUCAUCCGAAUGUGCCCACCCCUCACAACUCGAAAUUUCAAGCAAUACCACCCACUGUUAGCUGUAGGAACAAGCAAUGGUUCUGUAUUUAUCUACAAUCUAACCAGUGGGUUGGUAUACAAGGAACUAAGCAUUCAUUCCUGUGAAGUAAAGGGCAUUGAGUGGGCAAGCCUGACUAGUUUUCUUUCCUUUGCUACAUCAACUCCAAAUAACCUUGGUUUAGUGAGAAAUGAGCUUCAGCUGGUUGAUUUGCCAACAGGCAAAAGCAUUGCAUUUCGAGGUGAGCGAGGCAGUGAUGAGCCAGCGAUUGAAAUGAUGAAAGUUUCUCAGCUCAAGCAGUACUUGGUGGUAAUAUUCAAGGAAAAACCUCUCGAAAUCUGGGACAUACGAACCUGCACUCUUCUUAGAGAAAUGCUGAAAAGCUUUCCCAUGGUUACUGCUUUGGAAUGGUCUCCAUCUCACAACCUGAGGAGCUUGAAAAGAAAGCAGAUUGCAGCCCGGGAAGCAAUGGCCAGACAGACUGUAGUCUCUGAUAGCGAAAUAAGUAAUGUGGAAUCUUCUGUUAUAAGUUUAUUACAGGAUGCAGAAAGUAAAUCUGAAAUGAGCAACAGCAUUUCUGCACGAGAACACUUUCUCUUUUCAGACCCCGAUGGACAAAUUUAUUACAUCACUGUAGAGGGAAAUGUAGUUAAAGAUGGAGUACGAAUUCCUCCAGAUGGAAGCAUGGGAGGUAUCACAUGUAUUGCUUGGAAAGGAGAUACUGUGGUUCUUGGAGACGUUGAUGGCAACUUAACUUUCUGGGACUUGAAAGAAAGAAUUUCAAGAAACAUUCCUACACAUCGUGGUUGGGUAAAGAAGAUCCGCUUUGCUCCUGGUAAAGGGAAUCAGAAACUGCUGGCUUUGUUCAACGAUGGAGUUGAAAUCUGGGAUGCAAAAGAGAUUCAGAUGGUGAGCAGUUUAAGGAGUGGUCGGAAUGUAAAUUACAAAAUCCUUGACUUGGACUGGUGCACUUCUGACAAAGUUGUUCUGGCAUCAGACGAUGGAUGCAUCAGAGUUCUGGAGACAGCAAUGAAGUCAGCCAGUUACAGAAUGGAUGAACAGAUAUUAGCAGAUCCAGUGUGGUGCCCAUACCUAUUAAUUCCAAGAGCUGCUCUAACACUGAAAACCUUCCUCUUGCAUCAGCCAUGGAAUGGCCUGUAUUCCCUUGAUGUUUUUCAACUAAAUUACCCAGAAAAUGAUGACUUAAAAACAUUGAUGCAGGAGCAGCUAAACUCACUGUCAGAUGACAUCAAAAGUCUUCUGCUGGAUUCUGAGUUCUCUCUGCUACAGAGGUGCUUGCUGGUUUCAAGGCUCUUUGGGGAUGAAUCAGAACUCCAGUUUUGGACAGUUGCUGCCCACUAUCUUCACAGGUUUUCCCAAGGAAAACAGUUACCAGUGCCAACUGGAGAUGUUACUUCAGUGACAUUGGACAGAUCAGCUAAUCCACUAGACAUCUGUUAUGAUAUAUUAUGUGAAAAUUCCUUUUUUCAGAAAUUUCAGCUCGAAAGAGUUAACCUACAGGAAGCGAAAAGAUCAACCUACGACCACACCAAAAAAUGUGCUGACCAGCUUCUUCUUUUGGGCCAGACUGACAGAGCAGUGCAGUUGCUUCUGGAAACAAGUGCAGAAAAUGCCAGCUACUACUGUGAUUCCUUGAAGGCAUGCCUGGUGACUACUAUCACUUCAUCUGGACAAUCCCAAAGCACAAUUAAAUUGGUAGCCACUAAUCUGAUAGCCAAUGGAAAAUUAGCAGAGGGAGUGCAGUUGUUGUGCUUGAUAGACAAAGCUGCUGAUGCCUGUCGUUAUUUGCAAACAUAUGGUGAAUGGAAUCGUGCAGCAUGGCUGGCAAAGGUGCGUUUAAAUUCUGAGGAGUGUUCUGAAGUCUUAAAACGCUGGGCGGAGCAUCUCUGUUCACCACAUAUCAAUCAAAAAUCUAAAGCAAUCCUGGUGUUCCUCUCCUUGGGAAACUUCACAAAAGUGGUUGAAAUGUUACGCAUCAUGAGAUAUUUUGAUAGAGCUGCUCUCUUUAUUGAAGCUUGCCUGAAAUAUGGAGUAAUUGAAGUCAAUGAAAAUACAGAGACACUUGUUAGUUCAGUGUAUGCUGAUUAUGCCAGAAAUCUGAAGACACUGGGUCUGCACCAAGGAGCCAUUUCUUUUGCAUCAAAAGCUGGAUUAGCAGGGAAGGAGCUGCUUACUGAGCUUCAGCAAUUUACAUGUGAUCAUUCUGGAAACUAAUUUCAUAAAUAACAUUUAUUAGUUGUUUAUGUUCUUACUGUAAGUUUACAGAUUUUUAAUUUAUUUAAAGGACAUUUGAUGAGCAGUGAUUGCAGUGUACAGAAGGCAGAACUUGUAGUCCAGCUACCCAUUAGACGCAGAUCUAUUAUCUGGAACCCUGCUUGAUGGAUAUUCAUUGUUUCUGUCAAUUAGAAAUCAGUUUUUUAGAAGUUUUUUUUUUGCCUAGAUAUAGCUGCACACUCCUAACAUAUUCCAUAAUGUCACCUGAUGAUGAUAUAAAUGUAGUUCUUGCCUUUGCCCAUCAGUUAGUUAUUUUUUUCAUUAGCAAAGCACAGAUCUCAACCCAAUUUAUUCUAUAUUCUCAUCCCAUGCUUUUAGGAACUAUGAUGCUUUGGAGACUCAUCAGAAUCCUGCAUUAGAUGGUAGAAGGAAGUUCUUCAUUGAAUUUAUGGAAGAGUUCCUCUCAUGACCCGAGGGGAAAACUGGAGUUUUUUUUUUUUUUAAAGGUGACGUAGUUUGGAGGACUGACUGAAGCAUCUGGUUUUGGAAAGAGACUACAUGGAGUCAAGUUGUUUUUUUCUGGGACUCCCCCAGCCCCAUGCCCAUUAUGGUUGGCUAAUUUUGGUUGAGCACAAGACCUCUUAAUGAUCCUACCCCAGCUUAGUGAUAAGAUAUCUACUUCACAACUGCAAGGUCUUUAUCUCACUCUGGACUUCUGGUCACUGUGUUAAGUUUUCUUGUACUGUUCAUGUCUCCUUUAUUUUUUUCAAGGGACUCCAGUUUCCUCCCAUCUCCCAAAAAACAUUGAUUGACUGCUUUAAAUUGUUUAUAUUUGUAUUGUAUUUUCCCCUGCCAUUAUGCCUUAGUCAUAGCUGGAAAGAAUCUGGGGGCAAAUUCAAUUAUCCAGUUAAAUAAAUGCACUUAAAAUUAAAUUAAUUACCCAAGUAAAUUGUUUUUGUUUUGAGCAGCUUUGCAUUCCUCAGUGAAAUGGAAACCUUUCUGAUAAUCCAUUUUUGACAGUAAAGUAGAGGUCUUGAAGAGAUGUAUCUCUAGGUUCCACCUUGGAAAGUGUGUAUUGAAGUGAUUGCACUUCCCAUCUCCUGAUUGAGUGUCUCAGACAUGGACUUAGGCAAUGUUCCAUCUAGCCUGAUUUUUGAGAGAGACCCAAGGAAUGGGUACAUGGUGAUGAGAUGUUCUUUUCCUGGGACCCCCCCCAAGCCUACUGUGAUUGGUCAGUUUUCAGUUUCAUUUGGGGAAGAACUGUUGUAUGAGCCUUUGUGCCAGGAUCUGCAGCACAGGCAUGAUAUAUCAGACACAUAUUUAAUUCUUGGUGAGAAUGUGAGUCACUGGCAUGAACAUUCAUCCUGAGUGAUUUCUUCUCAUUGAUGCCAGCACCAGACCCAGAGUAGACAUCUCUGUCUUAUGUGCCACCUCAAGCAUGCUCAUGUGCAUCAACUAGUGGGCCUUAACAGCCUAAUGCCACAUGCACAUUUGAGAACCUGUUUGUAAUUUCCCCCCUCAGAGUUGCUGGAACACAUGGGCUUUUUCCUCCAGACUCCAUUUGAGGGGGCCUUUUGGCAGCGAGGUUCGUGUCACUGAGACAGAUAAGUGCAAUGAGUUCUUCAGUUCCUCGAACUAGUUAUGGUUUAUGAGGCCUGACGUGCUUAGGCCUUUUACAUCCAUGAUCCUGGAUGCCGUACCAAGUGAACAGUCAUUCUUUUCCCUGAUAACACUCUCCUUUGGAGAUGACUUUUAAGAAUAUUUUAUGGAAGUUUGGAAGUACUGUUAUUAUUCUGCUAUGGCCCCCAAAAAGGUCAAUGCCAACUAUAGGACUUCAGUUGAAAUGAGUGAUUUAUUGUCAAAGUGUCCUACUGUUGACUCUUUUGUGAUCUCUUUGGGCCAGCAAUGGUCCUAGAUAUCAUAGUCUGUUUUACUCUUGGUGCCUUGCAAGCAGAAUAGAACCUGGACAUUUUUUUUGCAAGAAAGUGUACUACUCCUGUACAGUGGUGUUUGGGCUGUAAUUUCUGCAUUUGCUCAAGUUUAAUUUUCUUCAUGAAGAACGACACUGCCAUUCCUGUGUCUGGACUCUGGAUGAACUCUUCCAGACCCUGUCUGCAGCUAUUCAAGUCUUUGAAUCUUUUCAAGACAGGACCCACGGCAUAAGGGCAAUACAUUUGUUAACAUUUUAGAGUAGCUAAUCAACAAGAAUGCUUUCGAGAAGUGGAAGGAUACCAAAGUACCUUGAAAAACCCAAGCAGACAUGAGCAGAACAUGCAAAAGCUAUAUGGUGACCAGCCGUCAGGACUGAGCUACAAACCUGGUAACUCUGAGGCAGAGAUCUUACAGAUAGCCUACUGUAUUGCAGAUUGUGUGGAUGCUUUGUUUAGAGCUGUAGACUUUGGUGUGUGUGCUUGUGCAGAGUAUAAUAGUUUCCUGCAGAGACUGCUUCAGCACCAGUAGUCUGAGUGCUUCCUUGUAGGAGAGAGUACAUUUUGGCCAGGCCUCUCAUGCUUUAGUCAUUUGCAACCUUGAAAAGGUGGAGAUAGGCAAAGCACACUUAGGGGUCUUUGUCAGACUGCUUACCAAUCCAGGGCCUUGAGACUAGAUGCAAACAGCAAAAGAGGUUUAAAAUAUGCUGAGUGAGCAGUAUAAGGUAGUAACUAACUGGUUGUACAAGGAAUGAGAGGGAAAGAGUUGUAACAUUUGAUAACACAAGUGAAGCAUUUCUAGUGCAGUACAUUGACAAUUUAGACAGCAACAACAGUGAUUCUAAUCAGUUGCAAUAUAGAUUUAGACAGUAAGGCUGAUGACUCUUCACAGGUAGAGAGAGAAUGAGAGAAAGUAAGGCAAUGUAGCUGAGGUGUGUUAUAGGUUCAUAAGAGGUUACUAGCCUAAUGUCCCUAGGGCCCUUACAAGCCUAGCCAAGUUCAACCUUUGUGCAGAUCUAAAUCAACACUGAAUGCCUCUGUCCAAGAUGGACACAGGUUAAAUUCCAGGGUGAAUUGGUGGUUUCCCAUCCAGUCAUCUAAGCAACACUUAAAACGGUUAACACGAAGCUCUGUUUAACCUGUUUUGGAAGUUUAUUCCAAAGUAGAGGCAACCUCUGGGAGACAUAUCUGUCUCUCCAGCAAGUCCUUUUGAUGUCACAUGCUAGGUUAAUGUCCCUAGAGUGAAUGAAUCUAACACCAUUUGACUUAUGAAUGUGCAGCAUUUCCAUUAAGGCAGGAUCAGAGGUUGCUCUGUAUGCAAGGCACAGGUUGUCUCUGAAUAGUCAGUAUGAUACAGAGUAUAGUAACAGUGAUUUCCAUCUCUCCACAUAAGACAUGUGCUGAAGACCCUGAAUGUUCUUUGUGAGGAACUUUUGCAGUUUCUCCAGUUGCUGCAGGUGCCUGUUUACAUACAUACCA
Protopterus annectens (West African lungfish) is the source of this 7209-nucleotide messenger RNA. It is a transcript of the gene WDR11, whose product is annotated as WD repeat domain 11. NCBI's taxonomy places the organism in Eukaryota, Metazoa, Chordata, Ceratodontiformes, Protopteridae. Gene Ontology annotation, cellular component: cytoplasm. The record is from RefSeq and is a predicted model, not a curated record. Bases 116 to 3802 code for a protein of 1228 amino acids. Gene Ontology annotation, molecular function: protein binding. The transcript has 29 exons.